GAGCAGAACUCCCGAAAUUCCUGAGCGCGCGGUCGGUGUGAAUUUGCGUUCCGACAGUCCGGUGGUCAAUCAGAAAAGUGCGGACAAGGUAUCUCAUUUCACGUCCAUCCGGUGACACGUGGCUUCACGGCUAGAUUUGAAGUUGAUCAAGUGCCAAGAGUUGUAAAUCAUUGUCGCAGUAGGCUAAAGGUUGGCUGGUGAUGAUGUUCGGACAGGCUCGACAGAUUAUCCGAAUCGGUGUAAAUCUAAUCCGAGGCGUGGUCUCCUCAGAUCAUAGAACCGUUUCAGUGCGGGUAUAAAUCUAGUGAGAUCGUAAAAAAUGGCGGUCGUUAAAUUUCAUGACGCGUUGUGAAAAUAAUGCGAGCAGCAUUGUGUCCAACAAUUGGGAUUUACCGCGUGGGAGGAUUUUGGGUACGGGCCUCAAGCGACAGAAGCUGCGCAAGUAACAAUAAGUUCCACAACAAUCGUCUGACCCUCCGUAAAAAUGGACUCCUGGAGUCAGAUCAACAUAUGCUCAAGCCUAAUCCGCGAGGGCAGCUUCACCGAGAGCUACCGCGCCUUCCGGCGAACCAUCAUCUACGGGCUGAACUUUUCCACGUCCAUCGAAAAACUACCGGACAAGGUCAUUUUGCACAUCUUCUCGUACCUGAGCCACCUGGAGAUAUGUCGCAUGGCGAUGGUCUGCAGACGCUGGCGUACGAUCGCGUACGAUACCAAGCUGUGGAGGAACGUGUCGCUGCGACCGGAAGUGUCCGGGCUGCACGUCGGUUCGCUCGAGCAGCUGCUCCAGAUGGUCUCGGUUCGAUUCGGAGCUUCGCUGCGCUACAUCGAGCUGCCGAUCGAGCUGAUCACGCACACCGUGCUGCACGAGCUGGCCAGCAAGUGUCCCAACUUGACCCAUAUGCUGCUGGAUUUCUCAACUGCUAUGCAGCUGCACGAUUUCAGCGAGAUGCAGGCCUUUCCGGCGAAGCUGCGCUACAUGUGCAUCUGCCUGUCCGAGGUCAUUUUCAUGGAGGGCUUUAUGCGCAAGAUCUACAACUUUAUCAACGGUCUUGAGGUACUGCACCUGAUCGGAACGUAUGAAAAGUGUGAAGAGGAAGAGGAAGAAGUGUACGAGGUCGUGAACGUGCACAAGAUGAAGUCCGCUACGCCGAACCUGCGCGUCAUCAACCUGUACGGAAUCAACUUCAUUGACGACUCCCACAUCGAUGCGUUCAGCUCGAACUGCAUCCAGCUGGAGUGUCUCGCGGUCAACUUCUGCAGCAAGGUUACCGGAUCGACACUUAAAGCUCUGCUCGCUCGCUCCAAGCACCUCAAGUGUCUGCUCAUGAACGGAACCGAUCUAAAGUCCGAGUUUGUUAUGCAAGCUGAGUGGGACAAGUGCUCCGUUCAGGAGCUGGACAUCUCCGGUACCGAUCUGACCUCCGAGUGCCUGAUCGACAUGGUUACUCGUGUUCCCACCUUGCGCUUCCUAAGCGCCGGUCAGAUCAACGGUUUCAACGAUUCCGUCCUGAAGGCGUGGAUGGAGAGUGGAAUGGCGAAGAGCUUGAUCUCGCUCGACCUGGACUCGUCGGACAACAUCUCCGACGAAAUGCUUGGGCGCUUCAUCGGACGCUACGGUGGCCAACUGCAGGCCUGUGUCCUAUCCGGCAUGACCCACAUUACCGAUCAGCUGUGGAUGACGAUCCUGCCCACGCUGGUGAACGUGAAGAUCGCCGUAAUGGGAACGACCGAGCGGCUGGGCGGUAACAUCCACGUGGAUCAGCUGAUGGAUACCAUCGGUUCGUCCUGUCCGAAGCUGGAACGGCUGGAGCUGCGCUGGGAUCCGGAGAAUUUGCGUUUCUCCGACAAGAGCCAGAAGGCGAUCGAUAUGUUGCGCGUCAAGUGCUCGAAGCUGCGCUGUAUGGUGCUGAGCGACGGCCGUUACUACGAAACUGUCAAGGCCAACUUUGAGCGUGCGGAUCGGCUGACGGUGGUCCGCACGACGACCAGCUGCCGCGUGUCCGCGUACCACGUGCUCAGCAACUACAACGAGCUGAUCUUCAACUGAGGUGCAUUCUUUGCUAUUCUUUCAUGCAGAAGAGAAAUGUUUUAAGUGUUUUUAUAUUUAUUUAAUCGUUACAUGUUACUACAAGCCCAAACACCCAAGUGAAAUAGAUGCAAACAAACCAAAUGAUCAAUAGAAGGAGGAAUAUUUUGUAAAUUUUUACCCCAUUUCAAAGUAAUAAAAAGACGGAUUGUUGUUAAAGUGUGUA
Molecule: messenger RNA, 2255 nt
Organism: Culex pipiens pallens (northern house mosquito)
Lineage: Eukaryota; Metazoa; Arthropoda; Insecta; Diptera; Culicidae
Gene: FipoQ
Product: F-box/LRR-repeat protein 7
Exons: 6
Coding region: 485-2050 (521 amino acids)
Biological process (GO): positive regulation of protein ubiquitination; SCF-dependent proteasomal ubiquitin-dependent protein catabolic process
Cellular component (GO): SCF ubiquitin ligase complex
Molecular function (GO): protein binding
Source: RefSeq, a predicted model, not a curated record